AUGGAGAUUGAAGAGUAUGCUAUAGAUGAGGACACAGUAUGUGGUGUGUGCCAGGCAGAGUUCCUGGACGUUGUAGAUCUACAAACACAUAUAUCCCAAUACCAUCUUAGUAACAGAAACAAUUACUGCCCAUUCUGCAUUCAAAAUUUCCCAGACUUAGAAGAAUUCGCAUUCCAUAUGAGAAAUGAACAUUUCGCUUCUAUACUAUAUUGUAAAUAUUGUACUAGAUUCUUUAUAGACGAAGAAGUUUUGAGAAAUCAUGAAGUUAAACACCAAUGUUCUGAGUUGAAUCAGAAAAUAUGCUGUUCUCAGUGUGAAUCUGUAUUUGAUGAGAUCAGUCAGGUGGAAACACAUGAGUUUUCUGAACAUAGGUUUAGAGAUGACAGUAUAAUGUUGCAGGAUGCUUACACAUUGCUAUCGUCACUUCUCAAUAUGAAUAUCAAGUUAUUUAUCCAAAGUCUGUGUGAGAAUUUGUUAUUCGACUGCACUCGGUGUGGCUUCUCAACAUUCAAUAGGAGUUUAUUCAUUGAGCAUUUGAAAAAGGAGAAUAAACAAUGCUACGUAUGUGAUAUAUGUUGUAAUGUUUUUAAGACGAAAGACGUCCUCUCUAAGCAUUGCAACACUCAUAUAUAUACAGAAAAUCCAAGGAAAAUGUCCGUCCCGAACCAAUGCAAGCGAUGCAAGAAGGUUUUGAAUACCACCAACAUGAGAAAUCAUCACAAAACAUGUGUGGAUAUGAAGUGCGGUACAUGUAAUCUCUCAUUUGAUUCGGUGACUUCUUAUGCAGAGCAUGCAGCCAGUCAUUCAUCGGAGAAGACGGUUCCUUUACAAAUAUGUAAAUAUUGUCAACGGCCACUCGUCGGGGCUGAUGUGUUAGAAAAACACAUACAAAGACAACACAAGCACGAGCUACAUCUGUACAAAUAUCACUGUAAGAGCUGUGAUAAGAUUUUCAAACAUCCAAAACUCCUGUUCGGUCAUUUCUUCUCGCAGCACAAAGACAUCAAGCCUUACAUUUGCAAUAUGUGCAAUAUUAGCUUCAGAAUGAGGAAGAACUUCACCAUUCACAUCAAACUGGACCACAAGAGCGAUGGUUCUGUUGAGUUCGAUGAUCAGUUUUACGUUCACUUCACUGAGAAGAAAUCUGAUAAGAACAAAGAAAAUACGGAUGGAGAAGAAUCUGAGAGAAAUGAACUUCAGACAAAUGAUGAAGAACCUAAAACAUGUGAAGAAGAUGUAACAAUAAUUGGAGAAUAUACUAAAAGAAAUGAUAAAGUUGCGGACGAUAAAAUAGAUGCUGGAAGAGAGAAAAACGAGGAUGUUGAAGCGGGGGUUGAAGUUACUGUUGAAGAAGUCGAUAAUGAAGAUAGUCAUGAAGCGACCAGAAAAGAAAAGACAUUAGAUAGAGUUGAAAUAACAGAUAUAGAUAGUGAUGGAAAAAGUGGUGAAGCGACUGAUACGAGUCCUGUAGAAGAGAGUGAAAAACAAAGAGUUACAGCAUUAGAAGAAAAUGAAGACACAGUAAAACAUAAAAUAUAUAGAGAUAGUGAUUCAGACGAUUCUGACGCGCCUCUCAUGAACAUGAAGAGGAAGACGUUAAAACAAAGACGAAAACGAACCACAAAGAACGUAUCAAAUAAAUUCACUUGCAGCCAGUGCGGUCGAAACUGUUACACUUUCCAGCACUACCAUCGACACGUGGCUUUACACAAGAAAAACGAAAUUAAGACUUGCAUCAAGUGCCACAAAGCGUUCAGACAUCAAAGUCAACUAGAGAGACACAUUAAGAAACAACAUUCUAGCUCCAAACUGACUGAAACACUCAAGAAAGUCAUGGAACGGAAAAAUAAUGAAACUAAAAUAGGAGAAGAAAGAAGUAAGAGAUUUGAGGAUAGUGUGGAAGAAGAUGGUACAGAGAGAAUUGAACUGAUCAGAGCGAAAACAUUCAGAAGCACCUUGAAAAGAGUCGAGAUUGAGAGAGCUUCAACUCCUGUGACUAUCACACCAGUGACAAUGACCCAGGACGAUACACUAUCAGCUAAGAAAUUCAUAGAGAGUUUUAUGCCGGAGAAACAAGAGUCCAGCAUUACGAUCUCAAGCUGCCUUACGAUCAAGAGAGUAACAGGAGAUAAGCGGCCGCCGACUAUUAUGCUGACGAAAUACACGCCGGAAACGGAAAUGGAGAUCAGACCGAGGUUGCGAAUGCCGGUCAAAUAUAAAGAUGAACACACACAAGCACAUGAUGUUACCAUCAGGGUUGUGAAUAAAGAAGUCCGGUCAAACUUUAAGCUAAAUACCAGCAGGUAUCACGAAACUGAACCAGGGUUAGUGACCGAAGUGCCAGGAGUAGCCGAGGAGGUUUUACUAGAUGGAGAGAGGAACAGAUCUCUUAUCAUAAACGAUGUUUUAAACUCUGAUAGUAUUAAAAUAGGUCAUCUAUGGCCCCAAGCGCCGCCGUACUACAGGAUAGUCAAAAUAAAUGAAGUCGAGAAGUCUCCAGAACCGGAAGUCGAGGAAUUCGUGGAGACAGACCUUACAUUGCCAAAUGGAACUAAAUUGGUUAACGUGAAUCCAUUGUCCCAUUUGCUAGGAGACCGUCAGUUGAGAGAUAUAAGACGCGCGAGGACCAAAUACUACCACCCGAAAGUAAAGAACAUCGCGCAAACCCUUGCUGAGGCGCUGAUGAAGUUAGACAAGACGAGGUACCAGCUACGAAAAGAACAUAAGAAGACCACGCGUCAGGCUUCGGAGAAGACUUGA
Molecule: messenger RNA, 2760 nt
Organism: Danaus chrysippus (African queen)
Lineage: Eukaryota; Metazoa; Arthropoda; Insecta; Lepidoptera; Nymphalidae
Source: the annotation of a GenBank genome assembly